UUUCUGAACUGUUGUUGAGAAAUUAAACAUCAUCCGGAGGACACGACCUCUGUUGAGGUCACUGUGCAAUUUAGGUGAUAUAUGCAGGUGAUAUAUUACCCAAGUUUUGACGGCUGGAGGAAGAAAUAUGCCUGUGAAAGAAUUGAAAUUGGGUUUUUACGUGCAUAAAUCUGUUUUCGGACUUUGCAAUCUUCACUUUUUCAUUCACUGUGUCCUUGCAGAUGCAGCCCACAUUGUAAUGUUAAUAAGCUGUCACAUCCAAAACUCAUUUUCCACCACACUUAAAUGGAGAUCAAUGCAUUUCUGGACGGUCGUCAGUAUUCAUUUACAGUCAAGAUGACCGAAAUUCAGGUUCAAAGCAAAAGCUUCAAAUCUUCAAAUGAACGCUAGAAACUAUUAUUCCACGGGCACAUUUCUUUCGCCAGCUGCCUCUUUGUAGGCAUACACAUGUGUUUUGCAGGAUGCCCAGCAAUCAUGCUGAAAAGAGACAUGUUUAGAUAAAAGACGAUAAAAAAACAAAAGCUACUUUGCGGUUUGAUUUCUUUGUCCUCUUUUCCCCCGUGUAAUUUGUAACGACAGAUACUGGAAUGUGUAGUGGUGCACAGUGGCCCCCCGAUGAAUGCAGCUCUUUGACUACUUAGAUCUGCACCAUAAUCCCAAACAAUGGAUUUUAAUGGGACAUUUACUGUACAAACUUCACCAGGGGUUCCCAUAAUGUACGUCAGGGUUCAAAGGCUUAAUAACCCUCUCAACGGCCCCCAUCCCACCCUUGUUUCAUUCUCACGUGUUAUGCAACUUACUCUUUAGCAUUCCUGUCGAGAGAACAAGCUGUCAAAGUCGCUCAAAUAGCAAAAGGGACUGGAGUUCAAACUGUUGACGAACCUGACCUUUGCUUUCACAAUUCAAAUAUUGAUGCUGAGAUAGUAUCAUGAUUGGGUGAGAUGAAAUCAUCUUUUCCAUGUGUGCCACCGCCGAGGCCUUCAUGCUGCGUGCACACGUACCCACCCGCGAGAUUCAGCCAAUCAAACGACGCACUCACACAGAGGAUGACUUGCAUUAAAUACAUUUUCAGCAGGUGCCGACAUGCUGGAGCAGGUUCUGUCAUUCAGCCGCUCCCUGGUGCGCAGGAAAGUGGUGGACAUGAGCAACCUGGAGGACUCGAAACUGUGCCGCUGCCUGGGAACCGUCGACCUCAUCGCCCUGGGCGUUGGCAGCACUCUGGGCGCGGGGGUCUACGUCCUGGCCGGCGAGGUGGCUAAGGGAGACUCGGGCCCCAGCAUAGUCAUCUCCUUCUUAAUUGCUGCCCUGGCCUCCGUCAUGGCCGGCCUGUGUUACGCUGAGUUCGGCGCACGCGUCCCCAAGACCGGCUCUGCUUACCUCUACAGCUACGUGACCGUUGGAGAGAUCUGGGCCUUCAUCACCGGCUGGAACCUCAUUCUCUCCUACGUGAUAGGUACCUCCUCAGUGGCCCGGGCUUGGAGUGGCACAUUUGAUGAAAUGAUAGGAGGACACAUUGAGGUGUUCUGUAAGACCUACUUCAGCAUGAACUCUCCUGGCCUGGCUCAGUACCCUGACUUCUUUGCCGUGUGCCUGAUACUGUUGCUUUCUGGUCUCCUGUCGUUUGGCGUGAAGGAGUCGGCCUGGGUCAACAAAGUCUUCACUUCCGUCAACGUGCUCGUUCUCUUGUUCGUCAUCGUCUCCGGCUUUGUCAAAGGAGACGCGCACAACUGGAAGAUAACUGAGGAAUCCCUUAUAAAUGCAACCAUAGUUACAAGGAACCUGUCGGCGACGGCCAAUGUGAGCAGUGAUUAUGGAGUCGGGGGCUUCAUGCCCUUCGGCUUCAGUGGCACCUUGGCUGGAGCCGCCACCUGCUUUUAUGCGUUCGUUGGAUUCGACUGCAUCGCCACCACAGGCGAGGAGGUGAAGAACCCCCAGAGAGCCAUUCCCAUCGGCAUCGUGGUGUCACUGACUGUGUGUUUCUUGGCGUACUUUGGCGUGUCGGCCGCACUCACACUGAUGAUGCCCUACUACCUGCUGGACGAGAAGAGCCCUCUGCCCAUGGCAUUUGAAUACGUAGGUUGGAGCCCGGCCAAAUAUGUGGUCGCUGCAGGAUCACUGUGUGCCCUCUCCACAAGUCUGCUGGGCUCCAUUUUCCCCAUGCCUCGUGUAAUCUAUGCUAUGGCACAGGAUGGGGUGCUUUUCAAAGUCUUAGCCCGAAUCAAUCCUAAGACGAAGACCCCACUUAUUGCCACUAUGACCUCCGGUGUAGUAGCAGCCAUCAUGGCUUUCCUGUUUGACCUCAAAGCGUUGGUGGACAUGAUGUCCAUCGGAACCCUGCUGGCCUACUCGCUUGUUGCCGUUUGUGUCCUGAUUCUCAGGUACCAGCCAGAUGGACCUCUAGAGAAGCGGGCCGGCGAGAGGGACUACCUGUCCUCUGAGGCGGGAGAGUCGGACCUGACGGAGUCCGAGUCCCACCUGAACAUGCUGAAAGGCGGCAGCUCCAACCUCCAGGCCGUCCUGCACCCUCCAGCCUCCCCCUCUGAGUAUUCCUCCAGUGUUGUCAACAUGACCGUCUGUGUGCUCGUGCUGGUCGUGUGCGGGGUCAGCUACCUCACAACGUAUCACAUCUACUCCAUCCUGUGCAUGGAAGUGUGGAUUGUGGCGCUCCUGACCGUGUGCCUCCUCGUCUUCAGCGGCUGCGUGGCCAUGGUGUGCAGGCAGCCCCAGACCACCAAGAAGGUCUCCUUCAUGGUUCCCCUUCUGCCUUUUCUGCCCAUUCUGAGCAUUUUUGUGAAUAUUUACCUGAUGGUUCAGCUCAGCGGAGAUACCUGGAUACGUUUCUCUGUGUGGAUGGCCGUGGGUUUUGCAAUUUACUUCGGCUACGGCAUGUGGCACAGCGAGGAGCGCCAGCGUAAACUACGGGGUCCCGUCAACGGCUGCGGCACCGGCAAACACGGCAAGACCGGCGGGGAGAAGCAGGCCGGCGGGGACGGGGCGGGAAAAGACCGGGAGGGUUUCAUCUGCCCAGAAAAGACCAGCCAGUGUUGAAGUGACAGACUCUGGGAGGAGACGGAUGCAUGAAAGCACACAGCAGCUCUGCCUCGAUGCACGUCAGAACGGGGAUCACGAUGCGGGCGGCAUUGGACUCAGAAUUAAGAGGACAGGUAACACACUGGAGGGUGAUGUCCGUUUCCUUUAACGCUGAAGCAGUCAGUGCGAGACUGCAGCCGAGCCUUUCUCUCUCAUUAUUGACUUUUUAUUUUCUGUCAUUAUUUACACUUUAAGCAGGUUUGUACGUUGUUUUGUUAAAUGUGAACUUUUGGGAAUCUGCGUUGAUCUGUUUACUCCUUCAGUGUAUUAUUAAGAUUAUAGAAGCAGCAAUAAUGUACUACUAUUAAAAGUAAUGUUAGUUUGUGGUAGAAGGACACAUUUUUCUUUCUUUAGGUCAAAGUUAUGCUGUCAAUCCACACAUAGAUUUACGUAAAGCAUUUAGAUGCACGUGGGUCCUUUUUUCACAUUUAUUUUGGUCUUUCUUCAGGGACUAAUGUCUGUGUGGCUUCACAACCGCGUUGAAGAGACUUUUUGUGGCAAACAAGAUUAAGAUUCAAUGCUUUCAUUCUUUUCUCUGGGCUUUCAGAGGGAAUCCUCUCAGGCUCAGUGAGCUUUAGUCAACAGUAGGAACUUUGGGAUGUUGGUGAUGUAGGUGGACCGUAACAAUUCUCAGCCUCAAUGGAAACCAGCAAAAUAUGUUCACUUUUGAUAUUUCUUGCAUCGUGCGUGCGUCAGAGCUGCAGAUGCUAUGGGGCAUUUUUUUGUCUUUGGGGUGA
Messenger RNA from Gasterosteus aculeatus aculeatus (three-spined stickleback), 3827 nucleotides. NCBI's taxonomy places the organism in Eukaryota, Metazoa, Chordata, Actinopteri, Perciformes, Gasterosteidae. The record is from RefSeq and is a predicted model, not a curated record.